This is a messenger RNA of Solanum dulcamara, 800 nucleotides long. Its product is annotated as inactive protein RESTRICTED TEV MOVEMENT 1-like. The record is from RefSeq and is a predicted model, not a curated record. Lineage: Eukaryota; Viridiplantae; Streptophyta; Magnoliopsida; Solanales; Solanaceae. The transcript has 2 exons. Bases 66 to 575 code for a protein of 169 amino acids.
UUAAUAUCACCCUCAUAUAAAUUAACAACUAUAUUUCAUAGAGCAAGAAAUAAGUUAAUAUUAAUAUGAAUUUGAUAAAGGUUGGCCCUGCUGGAGGGAAAAAAGGAAUUGCUUGGGAUGAAAAGGGUAAAGGAGAAAUUGCCAAGAUUUUUAUUUCCUACGAUGAAAACGCAGUUUAUUCACUUCAAUUCUUGUUCUUUGAGAAUGGUAACUUUGUUUUGUCUAACACACAUGGCGCUGCACACCACUAUAACUUUACUAUGUAUAUUGUGUUAGAUCAUCCAUCAGAGUUUCUUACUUCGAUAAAAGGUUUCUACGAUCUUGAAUCAUUUUGUACGUCUAUAUAUUUGAGAUCAAUAACGUUUGGCACCAACAAGGGUACGUAUGGACCAUAUGGCAUGAAGACUUGUGUUAAUUACAAAGUAAAAGAGCUCAACCUUCAAAUAGGAGAUGAUGAUCGUACGUUUGGUGGAUUUCAUGGCACUAAAUAUGGUGAUAGUAUUGAGAGUAUUGGGGUCUAUGUGAAGGCCAUCACAUCCUCCAUGAUCACUCAAAAAAGGGUUAAAACGGAAUAAGGUUAAAUCAAAAUAUAUAGUUAUUAUCUUAUAACUAUGUAUUUAUUUGGACUAGUUAUACUUUACUACUCAUCUUUAGGUAUUUAAUUUUAUGCGUAUUUGACCAUCUUUCGUCUAUCAUUUAUCUUUGCUUAAAUUUAUUGAUUAGAGUUUGCUUGAAAAUUUAUAUUGUAAUUGGAUUUGAGUAUAAUUAGUUGAAGACUUGGAGUGGUAAAUGUUCAUUUA